This is a messenger RNA of Penicillium cosmopolitanum, 1413 nucleotides long. Its product is annotated as transferase family protein. The coding region runs from base 1 to 1413 and encodes 470 amino acids. Lineage: Eukaryota; Fungi; Ascomycota; Eurotiomycetes; Eurotiales; Aspergillaceae. Gene Ontology annotation, molecular function: acyltransferase activity, transferring groups other than amino-acyl groups. The transcript has a single exon. The record is from RefSeq and is a predicted model, not a curated record.
AUGCAUCAAUUCAGCCCUUUGGAUACCAUCAUGCCCCCUAUCUUUAACGCUUUGAUUGUAGGUUGGUCGGUUUCAGGUGAAGACAACGAUUCUAUUAUCUCAGUCUUGCGACGCUCACUGGCACUUGUCGUGGAGGAAUGGCCUGAUUUGGCGGGAGAAAUUGUUGCUCCUCCAACGGACGCAUCACCAGGAACACAACCUUUUAUUCGGCCCAUGCAAAACCAUGACUCACUUCUCACCAUUCGCGACUUCACCGGCCCUGAUAGUCCUUUCCCGUAUAACUAUUCCCAGCUCAAGGCUGAGGGGUUCCCCACUGAUAAGCUCGAUGGCCAGCUGUUGGCCCCUUUGGCUGGCGUCGCUACGACGCAGCGUGUCAUGGCAGCGCAAGCCAGCUUUAUCCAUGGCGGUUGUCUCCUCUCUGUUGGAUUCGCCCAUCAAUUCGCGGACGCUUACGGUGUUUACCUGAUCUUUGAGAAAUGGGCACAGUAUUAUCGACAGACCCAGGGCCUCCCAGCACAGCCUUCGGCCUUCCCCAACUCGUCAUCUCGGUCACAGAUUGCGCUCCCUCUUGCAUUCCAGGUGUCCCAUGACCAAGCCAUCGAGAAGUACCCAACGUUGAAGGAGAGACCAGAAUUGUGGAAGCUGAUCGGUCUCGAUUGGCGCGGGUCCGCCACGUCUCCACCACCCGAACCUCCUUUCCAAAUCGCAGCAGGGGGUGUUGAGACCCGCAUCUUCUCCCUCUCCGCUGCAGCCCAGGCGACACUCAAAAAAACAGCUUCCACUUCUUCCCCAUCUCUUGAACCCAUUUCCACCAACGAUGCUCUAGUGGCCUGGAUCUGGCGGAAUAUUUCCAAGGCCCGAUUUCCCUCUGGGCAGCCAAAUGCACCGUGCCGAGACAACUCUUUUGUCUCGGUUGCCAUCGAUGGUCGCAGGCCUCUCUCAGUUCCAGCCGACUAUGCGGGUAACGUCGUAUUUUGUAGCAUGACCAACAUGUCGAUUCAGGACCUCACUAACCCCGACACCCCGCUGGGCGAGAUUGCUGCGCGCAUCCGCCACGAAACUAUCGCCAAUCGCGACACAUCAAGGCUUACGGAGGCUGUCACCCUUGCUGCGGGGAUUCCUGACGUUCGCCAGCCCUUGGCCAAUGCUUUCCCCAGCUGGUUUGCUGAGGACCUUGUCACCACCUCCUGGGUUGGGCUCCCCUUCUACCAGUUGGAUUUCGGUCCUGCUCUGGGGUCUUCCGGGUGCAUUGAGACCUUUCGAAUGCCCCGCGGCCAAUUUGCAGGGAUUUGCAGCUUUCAACCGCGCACGAAUGACGGAUCGGUGGAAGUUGUUGUUGGGUUAUUGACAGAGCAAAUGGAGCGGUUGGUAGGGGAUCCGGACUUCAGGAACUUUGCCAAUCUUAUUUCCUGA